CCAAAACCAACUCUUAAAACAAAUAGCAGUCCCGGAGAGGCCUCAGAUGCUUUUGGCAGCUAGCUAGCGUGGAUAGAUCAGGACCAGGCAGGGAAGCAGACAUGACAGCCGUGGGGGAACUGAUGCUGCUGGUGCUGGGGCUGAUGGUGACGGCCCACUGUGAGGUUAGGGCUAGAGACCCUGAGGUGGAGGAAGAGGACCAAGGCUUGCCUGUGGAGAGAGGAGGCUGGGAUACCCAGGGGGUGGGUGUCCACCCUGGACCUGGGAAGUUUGACAUCCCCCACCUGAGGAAUGGACCCCAUGGCCGCAGAACUGAUAUCCCUGGCUCUGCCCACCACCCCGUAAGGCACGGACCACAUGGGCAACCCCAUCAGGCUGGUCCUGGACAACACCCCCUGGGUCUGCUGCCCAAGGAGACUGCACCAGCACCAGGAGAGGGAGGGAGCUACCCAGCCCGCACCGGAAAUUGGUGUGCAUUCGUGCACCGCCGCAUUGAAUCCAUUGUUGAAUCCUGUGGCACAGAAAAAUACACCAUCAAGUCCCAGAGCCCCUGUCCCAAUGGCACGCCUGACUGCCAGCUCGUCAUGUACAAGCUCUCUACCCGGCCAGUGUACAGAGAGAAGCAAAAGAUCUUCACAGCCCUGUUGUGGAGGUGCUGCCCAGGACACGGAGGGGAGAACUGUGAGGAAACAGUGUCUGACCCUGUGGACCCUACGGUGGCAGGACGACCACAUUCCGGAGACACUGAGCCUCACCACGCAGGUGCACAGUCUAGACUCACCCACCAGGCUGAGAGAGAGCAGAAUGACUUCCAGGUGUCUGAGAAUCCUCUGUACGAACUCCAUGCCUCAGAGGCUGACAACAACAACAAACACACAGAGUCCCGAGAGUCCCCCUCAUACCCUCAACAGGCCCAGGAGCACAUCCCUCACCAUGGUUACGACCACCCCCACAAUCCUAACCACCACCAGCGGGAUUUCAACCAUGGAGAUCCAAACAGGGAUGAGGUAGAAGCUGUCCCUCUACUGCCCUACCAAGACUCCCAGUCUCCCCUCCCUCUGCUCCACAUGAUGGCCCUGCUGAUGUCCCAGCUCCAGCCCAUGUUGGAUGGCUUCAACCGCACCUUGGAGCACCUAACCCAGGAGGUUGAAGGUUUGUCCCGGGAUGUGGCUCUGCUCCGGAACUCUCAGUGGGAGGUAGAGGAGGCAGCCCUGCGCGGAGCAGGGGCUGGAGAGGGUCCCGAGGCCUUGGAGGCUAAGCUGGAGCAGAGUUUCCAAGACACCAAGGAGGUGAGGAGGGAACUGGAGAGACAGAGAGCUGAGAUGGCAGACAGGCUACACUCCCAGCAUGCCAUGCUGCACUAUAAUAUCACCAACUUCAAGACAGACAUUGACGGCAAGAUCAAACGCAACCACAAGAUGUUACAGGUUAAUCUCCAGUCCAUGAAUGCCACCCUGUCAGACAUGAAGCUGGAGCAGGACCAUCUGAGUGAAGUGCUCCAGAGGCACCUGACCAACCCAGGGGCCAGGAGAGAACCCAGCCAGGUCCAUCCCAGUCAGGCCCCGCAGCCUCCAAAGGACUCAGCAGUGUGGGAGGCUAUCGCCCGUCUGGACAACAAGGUGGUCAACAACACAGUGAGGGUAAAUGCCCUGGUGGAAGACCUAGAGAUGGCCAAUGACAACGUCCUGGACCUGAAGAGGGGCUUCCGAGACCUUGAGGAGAACAUUGCCCAGACGGGGAGGAACAGCCAGAUCCAGUUCAUGGAGACGGGCCUGGAGGUGGAAGCGGCAAAAGUAGCCGUGCUGAACCGCGUCAAUGAACUGGCCAGCAACCUGACCAUCCACUCGGAGCAGCUGCAGGAGAUGGAGACUGACAUGGACUACCUGUACACACAAUUCUACCAGAACGUCAGUGCUGCCGGAGACUGUGACUGCAAGGCAUUCACCGCCUCCUUCUCCCGUCUGGAGCAGGGCCUGACCAACGUCACCGAGCUGGCCAACGACAAUCGGCUGGCCCUGGAUGGAAGCACCGAUGCUGGGUCGGAGCACUGGGGUCCCUCUGUGGACGACGUCAUGGCCUCCCUGGCCUUCGAGCAAGAGAAGAGCAGAACUCUCCAACACAACCUGACUCAGCUGAUGACCUCAGUCCUGGGCAGCCACAGGGACGUGCUCAGCCUGCAGGAGAGCGACAAGAGGUUGGAGGCUGAGAUGCGCCACCUCUCCAGCUCCUUUUACUCUUUGUUGAAGGACGCCAUCCGCCACACUGAAGUGCUGGAGAUGCUCCUGGGGGAGGAGGUGAUGGGGUUCAUGGACUGGCCCCUCCACAAACAGGAGGCUCACUCCAUCCCCGCGCUGCAGAAGAGGCUCCAGCACAUGCAGCAUCAGAUCAGGGGCCAGAACCUCAGCCUCACCACCCUGCUGGAGGCUGCCCGGGCAGAGGAAGUCCCAUCCUCAGACGAGCCCUCCAUGCUAGUAGACUUGGCCUCCCGCGGGCUGAAGAGGAGGAGUGGAGAUCAGAGGAGUGACCACCUCAUGGACUCAGCAGCCUCUGAGGACCGGCAAGACUACUCGGACAGUGACCUGCGGAGCCUUGAGAAAGCAGUGGAGGAGCUGGGGGAGAAGGUCAACAGGCUGGAGUACAGGCCUUGCCCUGCCAGCUGCAACAUCACCAAAGACAGCACCUCUGGUGGUGUGGAGGCCAAAAUGCAGGUGGAGGUGGCCUGGCUGAGGAAGGGUCUAGAGAAUCAUCUGCGGCUCUUUAAGAAUGUCUUCAGUAACUCAGAGGGGCUGGCCGAAUCAGAGAGCACUCUGGACCUGGACCAGCUGUGGGCCCUGAUGAAGAGGAAGGAAAGGAAGAGAGAGAGGAAGCGCAAGGACAAGAAAGAGGGGAUAAAAGAUCAUAUUAGAGAGCGCGCUAACCUUCGCAGCAGGAGGGAUACAUCAGUUCUAUCCAAGCUGAGGGACAGUCCCCUGAUGUUUCUGGCCAGAAGCAUACAGCUCAGCAGACCAAGUGACAGCCUGCUGGUGUCGGGGGACACAUCCCAAAACCUCGGCCAGAUGUACUCCACUCACACUGGGAUGUUCCAAGCACCUUUAGCAGGGGUCUACCUCUUCGUGCUGACAUUGAACUUUGAAACUGGUCCCUCGCUAUCUGGGCUGAGGAGAGAGAAUGGAGAGCUGGCUGCCACUCUGCAUCAGGACAAGAUGGCAUCGUAUGGCCCCGUCACCCGUGUGUGUCUCCUACAGCUGCGGCAAGGAGAGGAGCUCCGCCUCGAACUGUUGGGAGGGAGUCUGGUGACUGAUGACCCUAACGACAACAUCUUCGCUGGGCUUCUCCUUCAUCACACCACCUGAGGGAGCUGUGGCCGGUCUGCAGUCAAGAGGAGAGACGUUGGACUGAGCGAAAUCAAAUCACUAGACUAACAGCUGCUAUGCCAUCCGUGUUUCGAUCUCUUACAUUGAUACUGGGAGGAGCGUAUAUAAAAAGGUUGAGUGAGUAUAAA
Oncorhynchus masou masou (cherry salmon) is the source of this 3502-nucleotide messenger RNA. It is a transcript of the gene mmrn2a, whose product is annotated as multimerin 2a. Bases 102 to 3353 code for a protein of 1083 amino acids. The record is from RefSeq and is a predicted model, not a curated record. Gene Ontology annotation, molecular function: protein binding. NCBI's taxonomy places the organism in Eukaryota, Metazoa, Chordata, Actinopteri, Salmoniformes, Salmonidae. The transcript is spliced from 8 exons.